AUGAAUGUGCGCUGUAUGCAAGCUGCGACUCGAGAUGGAUUACGCGUGCACAGUUCGAAGCGAUCCCUGCUGCGGUUUGCCCGAGAAGCAGAAUAUUGCAGCCGUUUGGCGAAGUAUUUCAACACAGUUGCUACUCAUGUGUAUGACGUGCUCGUUCAACUAUGGAAGUUGAUAUGUACAGAGUGA
Molecule: messenger RNA, 186 nt
Organism: Opisthorchis viverrini
Lineage: Eukaryota; Metazoa; Platyhelminthes; Trematoda; Opisthorchiida; Opisthorchiidae
Exons: 2
Coding region: 1-186 (61 amino acids)
Source: RefSeq, a predicted model, not a curated record